AUGGAGGCAAUUUCGUUUCUAUUGUCAGAAGAGGAUCUAUUUCGCAGGAAGACCAAGGUGGAAGGGAUGCUCGGCUAUAAAUUUCAGAUUGAUGAGACUCGUUUGAUAGAGGCUCUCACCGCGCCUGGUGCUGAGGGAGAGGAGCGACAAGGGAAUCGAUACUUGGCAGAUUUUGGGCUUGAUACUAUCCGUUCCUGCAUUGCUUUUGACGGGUAUCAAAAGAAGGAUGUUAAACCAAGUAAUACUGCCAGCUUGAAACAACGGAUCUGUAGCUACUCUCAUCUUCAGGAAGUGGCUGAGCGUACGGGCUUCGACGAAUGCAUCAUCUAUAAUCCCCGAUCAGGGAAAGGUCGACCUGUUGUUGUUGGGAAGGCUCUUGCAGCAGCCAUCGGUGCUGCGCAUUUAGAUAACGGUUGGAACUAUGAACGAACGCUAAGUAUCAUUCAUAAGCUGGGAUUGAUGACUGAAAACGACAAUGGUGUUGAUCCUCAACUCCUGGGAGUGCAGUCCGAAGUUCCAUCCGAGCCGAAUGUUACUGACAUGUCAGUUGCAAUGAAUGAGGCCAUAGUACAGAUCGUUGACUAUUCGGCCACUUCUGUCAAUGGAAAUGAAGAAGACACAGAUGCUUCUGUUGUCACUGGAGCUGGAGACGAUGAUUCCGACACCAAUAUGCCGACAAAGAAACGCCCACAAAAGGAGGACAGUCGUCUUACGGCUUAUUUGGAAUGCGAAGAAAGUAGGUGCGCAGAUCUCGACUGGCCUUUUCCAACUGAAACGUAUUAUACCGAAAAUAUCCAAGUAGCUCUCAGAAGUCAAGCUAAAUCUCGCAAUCUGAUAACCUGUCAGAGGUUAAUUCUGUGUGUUGGAAGCGCAGAAUCUCUCAUCACUCUACGAGAGGCAAUUAGGUUUUGGCGCGAAGAUGCCAAUCAGAGCUUAGGGCUCCCACUGCAGGCGUUGACAGCGAGCGACCUUUUAGGACUGAUUGAGAGCAAUGCAGAAACCAUCUCUUACCACCUGAUACUGCAGAGAUACUACAUCUUGGAACUUUUUCAAAAAAGUGGUGGAGCCGACACGCCAUCUUGUACGGGAUUCCUAGUUGUGGACUAUGAUGGGAACAACGUCAACAGAAGGCCAGGCAAUCCCGUGCAUAGCAUGGACACAGAUGUGUCCAAGAGAAUACUCCAGGAGGUGGAGCCGCUGCUUGAUGGAAAUUCUCCCGAAUACAAGCACAGACUCGAGACCAUCAAAUCACUUCGGGCUCUGGGCAUGAAGUAUCACACCUUGACCUCCAACUUCGGCCCAGGAAUCCUAGCCUUAAUACCAUCCAGCGAGCAUAUUGGACAGAUUGGGGUGACGAUUUCGGCUUCUGAUAUUUCGCGAGUUUCAAUUUCUCUUUUCAAGAGGGUCAUCGGCAUCUUGAAUGAUACCCAAGGAAUGGAGCUGAGGAGUCUUAGUCAAGUUGUUUGGGACAAACUGAAAGACAUGCUAGUCCAUUCAGGAAACCCAGGCGGAAGAAGACUUUGGUUAGAGACUAUCGAGAGCAGUGAUUUGCUCAGAUUUCCAAAGAACUCGCCAAUCCUAGCACAGCUCUUUGACUAUACUUGA
This is a messenger RNA of Aspergillus uvarum CBS 121591, 1605 nucleotides long. RefSeq lists its product as uncharacterized. The coding region runs from base 1 to 1605 and encodes 534 amino acids. The transcript is spliced from 5 exons. The record is from RefSeq and is a predicted model, not a curated record. NCBI's taxonomy places the organism in Eukaryota, Fungi, Ascomycota, Eurotiomycetes, Eurotiales, Aspergillaceae. Gene Ontology annotation, molecular function: ribonuclease III activity. Gene Ontology annotation, biological process: RNA processing.